CAGCGGUCGCGGAGCUGCAAGGAAGGAAGAUGGCUGCCGCGGACGAAGAGGGCGGCCAGAGUGAUAGCAAAAAGGACGACCCAGCUUCACACGAGACGAGCAAGCAAUUUUCCACUAUCCAUCAGCAGGAAAUAGAGAAUCAACUUGUGCGGCAAGGGGCUAGUUAUGAGAACCGUGUGAGUGCUGUUCUCUCUGGCUGGGAACACCUAGCUGGCACAGUACAAGGAGAUGUCAGCGAAGUGCAGCCACUUGCAACCUUCCUUUAUAAAUGGAGCUUGCGACUAAUUCUGCAGGGAGAAUGGCCAGGCCUGGCCCAGAUUGUGAAGACGAGACUUGGUGUUACUCUACAAAGGUGUUCCAAAGUAGCCAUCCUUGACCCCCUGUGUCGGACUCUCAUACCUCUUGUCUCUGACCCUUGGGGACACCCAACACUAAAGGCUAUCCUCUCUGAAGCAGAAGUUGAGGAUAGUGAAGCCUCAAAAUAUAUUUCAAAUGAAUCUUGGGAGGUGGUUCGUGUUAGAGUGGACACUAUGGUGGAAUCACGCUGUGAAGAGCUGGCUUUUCGCGUGCUCAAGAUCUGUGUCAGAUGUAUACGUCUUAGAUCAGAGGGGAUGGAGGUCCCUUUAUACACAGAUGAAGACCACAAUCAUUUCGUUGAUCUCUACUUUGUUCUUCUCUACAAAUUUCAGCGCAAAACUUUUUUAGAUGAGGUUAAGGCAUUAGAUGUAAAUGAAGGAGUGGAUUUAGUAAGAAGACUCGUAGCCAAGAAGGACAAGACAAAAGUUUGGAAGCAUCGUUUAAAGAUAGCAGAUCUUGCCAUUCAAAUCUUUUUGGCAACUACAAUUGUCAAGAAGUAUGGGCACACAUUCUGGUCAGUUUUCAAUGAGUGGUGUGGGGUACAAGAAGCAGCUGCAGUGGCUGAUGACAUUCUCUGUCAAAUGAUUCGGAAGUACCUACAGCUUGCUGAAUGCUCUCAACAUAUCUAUACUAUGGGCUCCAUUCUUCAUAAUAAGUUUGGAAAUCGAUUGGCUUCCUUAGUGACUGAGCUCCUUAUCCGUGCACUCACCAUGGAUAUGAACAGCUUAGAAGCUCUGAAGCUGAAGUGCAAGGACAGCAGCAAGGAUGAACACACACGUUUGGAACAGCAAAUGGCAGCUGGCUUUAUGGACCUUGCUGAAGUGUUCAUCAAGCAUGAGAAUGUAGCCCGAGAGUGUAUUCUCACUGCAUUUAGUCUCCACCCCACACCAGACCGUCUAGUCAUGCUCAGCAGCUUAGCAACAGAGCCACCACCAACCCCAGCUGAAGACCUGUGUUCAUCUGGACAGCCUGUGACUCCCGUUCCAGAGGGGACACAAGAAGGAGGAACAACACAAGGAUCUCCAGCCUUGUGCCUCCCACCUACUCCUUCCAGCACCACCACUGUUGACACAAGGGACACACCACAUAGCUUAGGUGACAUGCCAAUGACACAGUCCAGUACUCCCUGCCCUGACCCACCCUCCUUCCAAAAGUCACUAAGAGCCCAACACGACCCAGAUCAUAUGUAUGAUGCUAGGUCAUUUACAGAAAUUCAGUCCAGUGAAAGUAUCUCUGUCCAAAAUACUCUUAAUGGUGUUGAUGGACAUAAUUGUGUAAGUUUUAAUGAACUUGAAGUGAACAGUGCCAGUGAAGUACAAGUUACUACCCAAGAGACAAGGGACCAUAUGUCAUCCAUAAGUAACAGAUGUUCUUUUCCUCCCCACGAGUCUGAAGAUCCUCCACAGGAUAGGCAGUGUGUGACGCACAUAACGAUAGACACUGGACAGUCCCUUGAAAAUAAUGUCUUUGUUCCAAAUUCUCAAGAGUCACAAAUUGUUAUAAGCGAAAGUGAUGCUCAAAUAAAAGAGAUUUCUUUGUUACAAACCAAAGAUGUAGUUGAUGGUGAGGAAAUCGGUGACAAUGACGGUGCUCUGGGUGACAGUAGAACCAAGGAAGAUGUAGAUUCCAUGGAUAAAUUUUACAGGAGUACAGAAAAUUUCAUUGAACAAUUGAGUCAAGAAACUCCUAAGAAACAUACCCAAGAUUCAAAUACAGCAAGCAGCUCACCAAAGGCUUUUUUCAACCAUUAUGAUGUUCUUACUCAGGCUGCCCAGCUUCUUGAUGCUGAUCAGUUGGGAUUGUCAAAGGAACUGUGUGAUGAUUUGGCAGUGGUUUUAAGUAGCCCCAGAUGGCAGGUCCUGUCAUGGAUGCUACCUUGGCGUGAACUCUCUGUUAUUUGCCAGGGAUAUUUGAAUGAUUCUGAUAGUGCGAAGAAUAUGACCAAAGAAUUAAAGUAUCUUAAUAUUGAUUAUAGUCAGUUUCGGAACAUGCCUUCUGCAGAAAUAAAUGAGUACACAGGUAUAGAAAAAGGAUAUGAACAUUUUAUGGAAUAUGAGUCAGAGAGUGAAUAUUCAGAUAUAGGUAAUCGUCCUGUACAUGGCAGAGCAGGCCAUUCAUCGACUGCAGACUCUGAUACAACUGACUUUGAAAAGAGUAGUAAGAGAGGGCGAAGGAGACCCAAGAAAAUAGUGAACAGGUUGUCUGAUUCUGACUCUGAUUACGAUCUGACUGAUAGGAUGAAGGACACUCGUUAUGUGUUAUCACUGUCGGAGUCAGAGGAGUCUGACUUUGACAAGGGAAAAACAAGAAUAUUGAAGAUGGAUCCAGACAUGGGUACUGUCAUUGAAGGCAAGAGAGUGACUGCUGUCAGUAAUCAAGACAGGAGCAAGAGGAUUCGUAUAGAUGCAGACACCGGAAAAGUGAAGAGAGACAGGAAUCUAUUAAAUACUCUACGUCUUUUUCGACAUCAGAAAUGUGGAGGUGAAAUGUCAGAGGAGGCAAAGUUUGAAGGAGCGCCAAGUUCUCCUAAUCGGUUUGCUCCUCGUUUAAGUUCACUCAACCUCAAUCCAAGUGUAGUGCUCACUGAACGUGAUAAGUCCAUAGUGGAUCAACAGCUGCAAAGGUCUGCAACAACAGUUGUAGCAGGCAGGAGUACAGGACCAAUGCAUACAACUCCAUCUAGUCAGCCAAAAGGCACCUGGAGAUAUGCAGGAUCUCUGGUGGCUCCUGCCAAUCCCACAACUACACCACGUUCAUCAGUGCCAGUCUCUCUUCCCCGCUCUACUUCUGUUCAGUGUUACCUUCGCACCAAAGAUGGUAAAGUACGAGUAGCCCCACUUCAGAGAGCCUUGCUUAGUAGUACUCGUCAGCCAAACCCAGGAGGAAAUGGCAAUUAUCUGAGAAUGAUGAACAAACCACCAUCAUCGGGUUAUGAAGAUUCAUAUGCCAAGUUCUUACUUCAACAGAAUCCAGCACUUAGGGGCAAGGGUUCGAGUGUAACUAUUACCAGAAAAAACAUGUCACUUGAUGCUAGUCUUGAUUAUCUCAAGAAACAAGGUACAACUGUUACCUAUAAGUCACAAAAAGGGAGUACGUUAUCUCUUGCAAAUGCUCAGAAAAAUGUUUUGAAUAGAAUAAUGUCUCCAGAAAAUGCCAUAUCUGCCAUGAGUGGACAAUUCAAUAAUGACAGCUUACCAGUGCGUGCAAUAGCUAUGCCGGUAAGCAAUAAUCCUCCAAAUCUUCCCCCUUCAGACAAAAAUAACCCAACAAACUUGAGUCGGGUCUUGCCUAAGGGUACAACAGUGGUAAGAAAACCCAAAUCUGAUGGUGCAGGACCAAGUGGGCUUAAUAAUGGUGGGCCUAGUAGUGCAGGACCACGUGCUGUAGUCACACGCCCUGGAACAUUCUCAACGGUCGUUCCCAGACCCUCGGUAACUGUAAUGGGUAGCACUAGUCGUGCUGGUAAUUCAGUGAUGGCAGUGCGAACUAAUGCAUCUGCCAUCCGCACAACAUAUUCACGUGGAGUAGUUGGAACAAGCACCAUGGGAUUACAAGAAACAACAAAUAGCAGUCCAGCACCAACUGUAAUAGCUAGUUCUCCUUCAGGAACAGUGACAACAGCCACAGGUGGGCCAGCAGUAACUACAUCUUCAAUGCCGGCCCCUUUAGUCUCAGCCACGGUGGUAGGGAGUGUCCCCAACUCCAGUACCAGCAGUCUUAGUUCCCCCUUGGGGACACUAGGUGGGAGUAAUGGCCAGCAGCAGCAACAGCUGCAGCAACCCUGGGAUACUGCUCUGAGUGAAUCCGCUUGUGUUAGUGAUGCACCAAUGACCAGCUUGGUUAGUGGUGUUGACAGCACAGCCACAGUCACUCAGAUCAUCUGCAGCACUCGGGGGGCCACCACCUGCACCACCACCGUGGCUAGUCCUCCGGGGGACGUACCUGCAGCUAGCAUGUUAGAAACAUUACUAAGGGACCGUCCUGUUCCACCCAGCCCUCUGCAUGCGCCAUCUACCACAGCCACCACCACCAUUACCUCAGCUCUACCCCACACUCUCACAUCAGUUGUGGGUAGUAGUGGGGUUCCUAUGACUCUGUCAGGUGAGGGACAAGUAACUACAGCAGUCAUGGGUGCAUUAGCCAAUACUGGUAAUAGUGGGAGUGUAGUUAUUGCCAGUGGAUCUGGUAGUAAUAGUGGUGUUAUUGUGGCUAGUGGUGUUGUUGGUGGAUCUACAAGCAGUGUAGUGGUGGUGGUUGUGGUGAGUGGUAGUGGUGUUGUAGGAGGAAGUAGCAGUGUUGGUGAAGGAAGUGGUGGAGCUGUGCAACAGGUGUUAGUUCCAGGUCAGCUUGUACAGGUGCACACAAGUGAUGGAUCAACAGGACUUGGAAUAGUGCAUUCAGCAUCUCUUGAUUUGAGACUCCCAGCAGGAACACGAGUGAUAAAAUCAAGCAGUGGCCCUAUAAGAACUACAACAAGUCCUCAGCAGCAAGUUACAGGAGUACUUAAUCAAACUGGAGGAAGACAAGUAAAUGUGUUGCACAAUGUAAAAAUAUUGCAGAAUGUUCAGAACAGACAGAUAGUCAGAACUGUAGUGGUGCCCCACACAGUGGCACUUCAGGGUUUGGGCACUCAUCCUGCAGCACAUAUUAAGCCACAACUGCUAGCUCUAAGCCAGGGAACAAACACAUCUACAGGUAGCGUAGAAGCUACUGUUGUGCAACCCCAAGGUGUACCUGUUAGAGCGAAGAUCCCUCCUUCCACAAUUGUUCAAAAAAUGUUGGGUCGCAGCAGUCUUGUCAUUCGUACCCUAAGACCACAGACUUCUACCACACAGCCUUCUGGAGAAAGUUCAUCAUUUGAAGAAGGGUUAGGAGCCAAAUUGCAGCAACAACAACAACAACAACAACAGGAAUCAGACAAAAAUGCUGGAAGUUCCACCACAGGCAUAACUGUUGCUCGUAUACCUCAAGAUGAAGGCCUUGGUGAGAGGUUGAGUCAUUACUUGAAAACAGCCCUAGUAAGUUCUACCAGUACUCAGAGUGUGGGCACACAGACAUUGACCACAGCAGUUAAACCAUCAGCUGGUCAGUUAGUGAAUCAAGUGGCUUUAAAUCACCUUAGAGGUGGUGCAGCAGCUGCUACUCUAUCAUUACCAGGUGGGGUCCAAGGCAUUAGUGGACAAACUAGUAGCAACAUCCCAACAAGUACAGCACCCCAGCAGCAGGCUAGUCUGUCUUCUCUGCCACUUACACCAACAAAUGCUGUCAGUUCAGAGACUUUAGAACAACUAAGAGAAUUUGAAUCUGUGUUUGAGAAAGUAUCCAAUAAGUCGGGCAAAGAUGCUAGUGAUGGUGAAGCAAGUACAGAGAACUACUCAAAUGCUACCAUGUCAUCUGAAGAAUCAAUGAUUGCAGCUCAGCUUUUGAGUAUGGCUAAUGACACUCCUGCUGUGACAACCUCCUCAAAUUAUGUAUAUUCAGUGCCCACCACUGUUUAUGGUGCUGGAGGAACUAGCCUAACAGAAGGAACAUACAUAACAAUCCCAAGUACCACACAGGCAGGAACCCUGAUAUUAGUUAAUCAUGGUGGUGGGGGAACAGGCCUUGUCACAGUGGCAGGCACAGGGGUUCAGGGUCAACAACCUCCUACUGCCCCAUCACCUACAUUGUCCUCUACUUCUUCUCACUCUUCUAUAGCAUCAUCACCAUCUUCUACUUCUAGCAAAAGUAAGAAGCAGCCUCCAAAACAAAAGGUAGUCCCUCCAGCCACCCCUCCAGUUGUGGCAAAGCCCAAGACACCACCUCCGCCAAAGACAUCCACACCAAAGCAGCCAACUGUAGCCAAGACACAGGUUGAAGAGAAUGAAGAAAUAAGAUCUCGCAUUCAUGCCAUUCUUGAGCGCUAUAAGCAAGAGCUUGUAAUAACACCACAGCAGCCAGCUCCUCGUAAUAGAAAAAAUUGCCCACCUCCAAAGAGUGAUGGGAAGUCUUCAAGUAAGAAGAAGAGUCAGGUGAAGAAAGUUGAAGGCACUUCAGUGAGUAGUCCAGCAGUGUCAGAAGGUUCUGUUGUUGGAUGUCCAUCUCCAAGCCCAUCACCAGGGCCAGCUAAUGAUAGCUCAGUUGGACUCCCAGGAAAUUCUUCAGGGGUUCCAACAGUUCAGUAUACUACACAGGUAGUGUCAGGUCAGGGUUUAACUACCCAAGGCCCAGCUACCACAGGGAGUUCUAUCAUCUCUGAAGACAAGAUAAAAGUGGAAAGUGGGCAAGAAGUAGUCGCAGCCACCACUCCUCAGUUGCUGCAAGGUGUUGUAGUAUCAAAUGUGAAAGUGGAAGGUGGGGCAACAAGCCUUACCCAAGGAUUAGGAGGUGGCAGGGUUGUACAACUUAUUCGUCAUCGUGGAAAAGUCACUGCCAUUACAACCCGUCAGCCUUUGAACAAAGUGAAAGGUACAGGACAGUCUGGUCCUCCCCCCAAUGUAACCAUUCAAGGACGCUUUCGAAUGGGACGGAAUGACCUGAUGGAAAGUCACAUUGCCACUUUAUUGACAGGUGGGUCCUCUCCAAUAACACAAAGUCCAACAGUUGUAAAUAAAAUAGUUCAGCAGCAACAGGCAGGUGGGCCGCAAGCAGUCCAACAAGUGGUAGUCCAGACAUCUGGAGGGCAGCAAGUUUUACAGCAGGUUGCUGUUCAACAGCUUACUUCAACCCCACCAAAACAAAAGUGCAGUGUUGUGCAGCAGCUUGGAGUAACCAAUAGUGAAGAAUUACUUGGAUUAACAUCAGCACGAUCGAUACAUGUAACUCUUCCAACCAUGCCCCCUUCUACCAUUGUAAGCACACCAGCAGCUACUACUGCAUCCCAAAUAACAAACUCUGGUUCAGUUACCAAUACCCCACCUAUCACAAUUGCCCACACAAUAACAAGUAAUCCUGUGAACAGCAAUACACAGACAGUUGCUGCAGUAUCCACACCAAGUGGUACAUCGGGUACAGGUCCAUCUCCAUUGUCAGUAGUUCCAGCAUCACCUCUGACUCCUCAGGCCAUCACUGUCACAUCCCCACCCACACCACAGCCUGUUGCAGCUUCACCUCACACACCAUCUCCUGCUGCUGAACUACCUCCCACCCCAUCAUCAUUUCAAAUGGGAGAGGAAAGCAAUAGCAGUGAACACAGUGGAGGAGACGGGUUAGGUGGACCAUUGCCUCCAUUUUUCACAUUAACCAAGUCAUUCAUGGUGCAGCACCAACCUCAACAAGGACAACAGCAAACACAACAGAAUCAGCAGAAAAAUUCUCAGCAAGAGCAGCAAAGGGUCCAAGAGAAGGAUUUCUCUCCAGGAAAUGCCUUGCACCAGUCCAAUUCCCAGGCACCCACCACUACACAAGCAUCUACAUCACCAACAACUGGUUCAGUACCUUUAAACAAACUUCCUCAGCGUGCACAGCUUCAGCAGUCACAGCUGCCUCGGAAAUCUACGUCUGUAAUCCGAUCUGGAGGUACUGGAGCAAGAACAAUGGUGGUGGUGAGUGGUGUUAGCAGUGAUAGGUCAGGUGCACGAGGUGCAGUGACAUCUCCACUAAUAGUCAGCGGUGGUGGGGGAGACAGUGGAUCAGCCAUGUCACCCAUGUCUGGUCCCUCCAGCUUGGAGACAUCCCCUGCAACUACACACUCACGGAUACGUCUAGCAUCUCGACCACAAGACAUGAGAAGCAGUUCAAUUGACUCCUUGAAAAGUGAUCUCAGUGUGGAGGAGGUACAGAUUCCUCCUAGUCCAGCAACACUUACUAAGCAGCUACAGAGUGCUUACAUGACAGAGGCAGCUCUCUCUCCUUCUGUCUCUCAAUCCCAACACUCGGGUUCUUCUUACUCCUCUCCAGGCAACACUCACGACUUGCCAUUCACUGAAGCCCAGCCCACCUCCGAUGAUAGCUUUCAUCCCACUCUGACCCAGCCUGGAUAUUCGUCAGCUCCUUCUGCUCCCAAUCUGUCUGUAACGGGAGUGUCUUUGGAGAGUGACGCAGGUCUAGGGGCGCUAGCAUCUCCAUCUGGUGAUGUUUAUCUGCAUCAGUCGGGAGCUGGAUUAGGAUUAGAAGGGUUAGAAGCGGGAUCAUUGCCGCUUGUAGCUGGUAUGGAGGGUCGGACUAAUUCACCGGCUCUUAGUGAUUUAGUGUCUGCAGGUCCGCUACUUGCGUGGUCUCCAAGAUCAGCAGAUUCAAUGAUGGCACAGUCUCCCUCUCUCAAUGAUGCUCUGACUGCUAACAUUCCCCUUGAUGUAAAUCAUAGUGAAGAUUCUCUGUGUGAUUCGUCUACUGGUUUCCCUGGACUAUUUUCUAUGGAAGGAGAUGGUGUUAGUGUUUCGUCUAGUACAAGUGAAGACAUGUCAAGUGCUACCCCAGCUAGUGGUGUGAAUACACAACAGCAGCCACAGAUUCAGUUACAGCAACAGACACCACAUCAGCAAGUUUUGCAAGAGCAGGAUGAAGUAACAAUAGAUCUUCAUCCAAGGGAAAGUGAGCAGGAUCACACCAUUAGCUCAACUAGGUCACCAACUCAACUAGAACUACCCGUAGCUAAUAUGACUGGUGUAUCAGCUCAUACCAGUCAGGCUAGUGGUGGAGAUCCAGCUAAUCAAGACACACAGGAGGCCCCUUGGAGGUUUGACAACACAGUUGGAGCACAGAACAAACCAGCCACAAAUCAGCCUUCAGUGCCUACAAAUGGGCAGCACAAGGUCGUGAAAAAAGAAAAGUCCGAAGAUGAUGCUGGCCCUUCAGAGUUUCACCAAGAGAGAAUAAAACAAACCCAGCAAAUUUCCCAUUCCAAAGCUCGGGAGAAAAAGGGGAAACAGCCACAGGUGAAGGAGGAAAUAGAUGACAUUAAGAUCGUUGCAGAGGUUGCUAUGAUUAAAAAGGAAAAGAAGUCUGGGUCACAGAGUAAGUCAGAUGGAACUAUGGAUCUAGUCAGUAAGAAUUCUACUCACCAGGAAGGAAAUAAUAGGAAGAGGAGUCAGAGAUUAGCUACAACUCCAGAAAGGAGAAAGAGCAGUUUUCAAAAUGAAGUUGAUGGAAGGAGUGAUGAAGUUCCAACAAAGAAUGGACAUGAUGAAGACUCUAGUGCUGUGGACAUAAAGUCAGAAGAUAGCAGCACAGGAAGAAGCAAACGAAGAAUAUCUCAAAGAAAUGCAGCUGCAUCUCCCAACUCAGUGGUACAAAAUCCAGCUUGUAGGAGCCGUGUGAAAUCAAUGAAGUCUGAAGGUGAACUGAAGGAAGAUGAUGAUUUGACUGGAACAAAUGUAGAGUGCAAAUCAGAGUUUAGAGAAGGUUGUGAUGAAGCUUUGAUGAGGACAACAAGAGGUGCAAAAAGAAGAAGUGAAGGAGAUAUUCUUAGUGAUUUGAAGCGAGGGCGUGGUACACGCUCUGGGCGGCGCAGUGACGGAGAUGUUCUCAAAAUAGAAGAUGAUAUGUUGAACCAUUUGGAUGAAGAUUGUGGCUUAGCACGGGGAGUUAGAGGGCGACAUGUCAGUGGUACUUCAGAUACAAGUAGUAAUUACAGUACUGAGCGCGCUGUUACUCCAGGGUCACAUGAUUCACCAAACACAGGUAGUGGAAGAAGACGGAGACGUCUGAGCCAGGAGAGCAGUGCUAGCAGUCGUGAUGGGAGCCCUCCCACUGUACACUCCCAUGACUUUUCUCCAGGUGGAGUGAACACCAGACGCUCCUCAUCCCGUGACCAUGCUAAAAAGAAAAAAUGCUCUUGUUGUGUUGGGGGGGAACAGAAAAAAGUAGGCUCUGGGAGUGGAAGACGUUCAUCUACCAGAGCCACCAGAGGUUCAAGCAGUGGCAAUGUGCAGUAAGAACAGGAAACUCGUAUUAUUACUAAUGAUCUGUGGUGAUUGACAGAAAUUGUUAGAAAUUGUAAAAAAGAUAAGUACGAUUUGCAAUCACAAACAUUUACAUAGUGACAUUUCUCUGAUGGACGUAACCCAUGACUAGCAAUAGCACUGCAGUAGAAGGCACCUGCUAUAAUUCUGAAAGUGGCACUGUUUGGUACAGCAUAUGUCACUCCUAGUGGCUCUCCAGUCCAAGAGGAGACCUCAGCAUAAAGGUGGCUGUCACUCGCCACAGUUGAGGUUGCCACUGCGCCAUGCGGCUGAUGGUGUUUCUUGACAGUCUUCACCUCUUUCCACAUUGUAAGCAUUAAGUGUUAUAGUUUUAAUGUUCGUUUUAAUAUUUCAAAAUAUUUUUAUACUCUGGAAGACUAGCUCACGUAUAUGAGCUGUUACAGCACAAUUUUUUUUCUCUUUAUUUAUUUAUUCUUUUUUUUUUUUUUUUUUUUUUUUUUUUUUUUUUGUUUUGUUUCAUGGGAUGUUAGUGCCAUACAUUUCCAUUUCAAAUUGAUUGGACUGCAUACCACUGGAAACUUUAUCUUAGUGGUCAUCGAUGGCUUGGCCUAAAAAGAGUAAACUAGAGACAAAAAAAAUGUAUAUUAGGUCAAGACAACAUGGUCACAAUGAUCAUUUGUACCUGAAUGCUUUUAAAAUGGUGUUAGCCCGUCUGUUUAGGCAACCCCAAAUGCGGUGCGGUCAUACCUUCCCCCCACCAUGGAGUGUAGUUUCAUCCUACCCUCUUUCCUGUGUAGUGUAUAGAGCUGAGUGACUCAUCAGUUUUAGCACUCCAUUGUAUGGGUCACACCCAUUGAUACGCUUUUGGUGGACAUAGUCUAUUUCUUGAAGCUUGUCCUGCGCAAACGUGUAAAUAUUUUGUCGUUAGUGAAUUUGCAUUUCCCUUUUCUUUCAUCAUUUUGGAGUCCCUUGUUAGAAGUUGUAAAGAAAUGUUUGUAAAGAUAGACAAAUGGUGUUUUUAAAACUUCUACCUUACAUAGGUUAGUAUAAAUUCACCUAUAGAUCAAAGAAGUCAAAGUUAAAGUUAUUCAGUGAUUCCUCACAGUGAUUGCCAUUAAUUGAAAUUAUAAUUUAUCAUUUUAAGGAUAGAGGAACCAGAGCGCUGUCCAGUAAAAUACUCCUGUAUAAUGAUUAAUUAUUGUUUCUACAUGAGGGAAAAAAUGUGUCAUGUUUUUAAGAAAGCUCUCCAUUAAAUCUCCAAUAUUCUCGUAAUGCUGAUACAUUCCCGACCCAAAGAAUCAUUUCUUUUAUUUAUUUAUGAUCUUGAUUUUUUUAUUUAUUAUUUUUUGUAGGCAAUCCACAUGUCGAUUCUUUAAGUACUGUGGAUCCAUUAGAUGUGUUCAUCAUAGGUGUGGGUCUGUCAGCUUAUAAAAGACUUGAAAUAUGAGUACCACUAUGCUACACAUAAACUAAGGUUGUGCAUUUGGAUUGUUGUAUGUUAAGUAAAAUCAUAUUUGAUUUAACUUUUCUUUUUUUUUUCUUUUUUUUUUCUUUUUGUUUUAAGACUGGUGCUUCAUGAAAAUGCCAGUGAUAAACCAAGAAUGGUGCAGACCAUAAACUACAAUGGCCAGUAUCAUGCUAGGGAUAUGUAUGUGCAUCAGUGUUGUGUACUUGGAAAAUGCAUGCCAGCUGUAAUGAAGUUAAAUGACCCCCCAAAAAAAACAUAAAAAAUAAAAACACAAAAAAAUAACAAAAAAUAAAAAUAAAAAAAUGCAAAAAACAAAAUAAACAGAAACAGAAAAAAAUACUUCUCUGAUGCAGUGACAUCUCACAACUAUGUUCAGACACUUCAGCUGCAUAAAGACUUCUUGUAGCAUAGGCCAUUUGGGUUCAAAGUGCCCAAGGUUAAAAGAUGAAGAAGGCAGACCCACUCCUUCUAUACUUACAAGUAGCUUAUCUCACUGUAGUAUGUUUGUAUUCCCAGUCAUGGGAAGAAUUGCUUGGCCAUCAUUCUCUUGGAUAAUGAUGGAAUUUUAAUUGUUCUUGCUCUAUAAGGAAUGUAGAAAUGGUUAUGCAAAUUGUAUUUUAUGGUUAAAAUGAGCAAUUGGUCCUUUACAAUCAUCCAUACUGAAGAAUACAUUCACUUAAUAUUUGUUAAGUUUGCGUAACAGGUGUAAAGAUGUAUCAGUCACUGAGAAACUUAAUCUAAAUGGUACAUUUGAAAUAUAUAUUUUAUUAAUAAAUAAAUUUUUUUAACACAAUUUGAGUUAACAACUGGGAGGCAUGUAAAUACAUUGUCAGAAUCCAGUAUUUUGUAUGUGUUCCUAUUGAAAAUUUUGAUAGUGUACAAUCAUUAUGUUUCUAGUUGACUGCAAUAGACAAAGAGCUAAACAGUCAAGCAAACUCCAUGUCCAUACCAUACAAGUAGUAUUUUAUUUAUAUGUAUAUAAAGUGUGAAGUUCCUUAUUUCCUCCCUAAUCUGUGUACUUAUUGUAAUCCCCCCCACAAUUUUUAUAUUUUUUCUCAAACUUUAUUUUCCUUUUGUGAAGUGGCUAUUAGUAUUAAUUUGCUCCUUGUAUGUAUUUACUUUUAUUGACUUCCUAAAUUAACUAAAGCUUCCUGUGAACAUGUGGAGAUUUUUGUUUAUAUAAUUUUAAAAAUUAUUUAUAUUGUACAUAGCUUGCUAUAUCUCCUCUUGUACACUGUUCUCCUACCCCAUCUAGGAGGAGGCUGAUCAAUGCGUCCUCCAUUUCCUAGUUAAAUGUAAGUUUUUUCUUAAUAAAAAUGUUAAUACCACUCUGUUUGUAAAUGGUAUUGUGUACAAAAUGUUCAUUCUUUUUGUAUUUGUGUAAUGUAUGUACAAAACGCAUAAAUCCUUUCAUUUUUGCAGUA
Molecule: messenger RNA, 13091 nt
Organism: Penaeus vannamei (Pacific white shrimp)
Lineage: Eukaryota; Metazoa; Arthropoda; Malacostraca; Decapoda; Penaeidae
Source: RefSeq, a predicted model, not a curated record